Lycium ferocissimum is the source of this 1501-nucleotide messenger RNA. RefSeq lists its product as uncharacterized. The record is from RefSeq and is a predicted model, not a curated record. The coding region runs from base 42 to 680 and encodes 212 amino acids. Lineage: Eukaryota; Viridiplantae; Streptophyta; Magnoliopsida; Solanales; Solanaceae. The transcript has a single exon.
GUGCCUUCAUAUACUAAAAUCAAAUUUUGACUUGAAAAUAAAUGGCAGCAGAAGGGGAACAACAACUUCAGACUAAUGGUCACGCAAAACCUGCCGAAGAGUCAACAAAUUCCAUACAAUCCAAAGAGUUGCGCAGGAAAAAACGCAAGAAAUUUUUAGUAUAUGUUGCACUCUUUACUCUGUUUCAAAUUGCAGUGAUUCUCUUCUCUUCAUUCUACAUAAUGAAAGUCAGAACGCCGAUAUUUCACGUCCGGUCUGCUACCUUUGAUCAUGUGGAGUACAAAAAUGCAGAAAACGCUUCAUUCGACAUCAGAAUGAACGUCGAAUUGGGUGUCAAAAAUACUAAUUUUGGACCUUACAAGUACAGAAACAGCACUGUUUAUUUUUUCUAUAAUGAUGUGAGUAUUGGAGAGGCCUUUGUUUCUCAGGGCAAAGCUGGUUUUAAGUCUACAAAGAAAUGUAAUUUGCUUGUGAAUCUUUCGUCCAAGGAUGUGUUACCUAAGGACUCGCAGUUAAGGAAUGAUCUGAGUUCUGGAACGUUAAUUUUGACCAGCAAGUCAAAAUUGGAAGGGAAAGUAGAGCUGAUUUUUGUCAUCAAGAAAAAGAAAUCUACGGAGAUGAAUUGCACCAUCACUAUUGGAUUGGCUGAUAAAGUGGUUCAGGAUAUAGACUGCGACUAGCAAGUUAGUUCAAUUACCAACUAGAAUAAUUUUCUUUUAAUGUUUACUAAGUAGUACCAACUUUUAAAUCUGAUACAUCAAUUGAUUUCUUUGCUUGUGGAGUUAAACCUAUAUCACACAGUACUAAUCGCUUUUUAUUUUUACGGCUAUUUGGAGGCCAUAUCGAAAUAAUAAUUAGUUUAAUAAAUGAAAAUUCCAUUUGUUCAGUAAUAAGCAUAUGACUUUAAAUUUUGUAGGGAAGAAGCUUAAGCUGUAGUUUUUAAUUAAUUAGAGGACUAACUAGCACUAUUGGACACAAAUAACAAAUAUUUCAAUUAAGUCGUAUGAAUGUCACCCCUGAAAAACAUGACGUGUGAUAGUAUAGCGCUCACAAUAUAGAUCAUGUAUUUGUAGUAGUAAGUGAUAGUAGGCCAAAGGUGGACACACACAUCAUACAUUCCCGAUAACAUAUACUUGGAGAACCGAGUAUAUUAAAACAGAAAAUCAACAUGCAAUUAUACAAAACUAUAAGAAGAAAGAAAUACUCCUACUAUAUUCAAAAACGAAAAUAACACUAAUACUGUAAUACACAGCCGAUGCUUAUAAUUUACUGGUACAGAUAAAAAAAAAAAAAAAAAAAAAUCACGCACUAGGGAGCAAAGUAAGUCAAGAAACCAAAGGAGGAGCCCCUGAUAGUAUCUGUACGUAAAGCAAUUUAAUAUGAAUACUGGAAAAUUAACAGGUUUUACCUAAUUUUCAUAUACUAAAAUUGCAAGUCAAGAUAAGAGUCAGCAAAUUAAUAAAAGAAAAAAAAAAUACUACAAUUUAAACAAAGAGAACAU